This is a messenger RNA of Aspergillus ochraceoroseus IBT 24754, 1364 nucleotides long. Its product is annotated as lytic polysaccharide monooxygenase auxiliary activity family 9 protein. The record is from RefSeq and is a predicted model, not a curated record. Lineage: Eukaryota; Fungi; Ascomycota; Eurotiomycetes; Eurotiales; Aspergillaceae. Bases 105 to 1238 code for a protein of 377 amino acids. The transcript is spliced from 3 exons.
GCUUUUCUCUUCUAACCCGGUUACAUUCCUUUCCUUUACAUUCAUUUGUUGUUGUUGUUAUUUUCUUCUCGUACACUCCUUUUGGCCCAACUUAUUUCCUCCCCAUGCGUUUCCUCAGUCUUUCCCUUUUACUUCCACUUGUGGCUGGCCACACAACUUUUACUACGCUCUACGUUGACGGCGUCAACCAGGGCGAUGGCGUCUGCGUUCGUAUGAAUCGCGACGUCAGCACCGCUACGUUUCCAAUCGAGCCUCUGGCGAACCGUGCGAUGGCUUGCGGUUAUGAUGGUGAAAAAGCCGUAACCCGAGUCUGCUCCGCCAACUCGACGUCAACGCUCACCUUCGAGUUCCGCGACUAUCCCGAUGCGUCCUCGCCGGGCUCCAUUGAUCCCAGCCACCGGGGUCCCUGUGCAGUGUACAUGAAGCGCGUCGACGACGCCACCGAGGACAACAACGCCGCAGGCGAUGGGUGGUUCAAGAUCUGGGAGCUGGGCUACGAUUCGCCCUCGGGCAAAUGGUGCACGGAGAAACUCAUCGACAACAACGGGCUGCUCUCGGUCGAGAUCCCCGCCGACAUCCGGGGCGGGGAUUACCUUGUCAGGCCCGAGUUGCUGGCUCUGCAGUCGGCGCAGGAUACGCCGCGCGAUCCGCAGUUCUACGUGGGCUGUGCGCAGGUGUUUGUGCAGUCCGACGGAGACGCCCAGCCGGAAACCGUGUCGAUCGAUGAGAAUACCUACAACCUGGACAUGGAGGCCUUGACGUACAACAUCUUCGAGACGCCCUUGAAGCUGCCCUACCCGUCGUUCGGCCCGGCUGUUUAUACGCCUGGCAGCGCGAAUCGCAGCGGCGGCUCCACGGAACGCAAAGCAACGGAGUCGGUGCAAACGAAGGGGUUGAAGCCCGAAGGGUGCAUUCUUGUUCGCGAUGACUGGUGUGGGUUCGAGGUUCCGUCCUACGAUACUCAGGAUGGAUGCUGGGCGUCUUCCAAGCACUGCUGGGAUCAGAGCGAUGUCUGCUGGCACACCGCGCUCCCGACCGGAAACAAAAACUGCGAGAUUUGGCAGCAGAAGUGCACCACGAUCGACGACAACUGCUCCAGCGGAGAUUGGGUUGGACCUCCCAACGCGGGCAAGGAUCUCACGCCCGUUGCCGGGAAAAUGGACGGCUCGAUGAAGAUCUUUACCAGGGGAACUGCUAUGAAUCUUCAUCGCCGCCGCAGAGUUGCAGGCCACGCAUAAGACACGACAACCUGCGACAUACAACUACACAAGACGGGGGGAGGGACCUAGGCCGGUUAUAUUGGUUAUCUCGUAGAGAUCAUGUACUGUACCUACACUCCGUAUGCUAGAAGGAAUCCCGAUCUC